This is a messenger RNA of Sphenostylis stenocarpa, 477 nucleotides long. The record is from the annotation of a GenBank genome assembly. NCBI's taxonomy places the organism in Eukaryota, Viridiplantae, Streptophyta, Magnoliopsida, Fabales, Fabaceae.
AUGGCAGCCUCCAUUGAAGCUAUCGAGAAGGUCAAUAUGUGCUACGCAAUCUUAGGUAAGGUAAGCUUCUCUUUUAUGGUGCCAACCAUAAUCAAUUAUGGUGCGUCUUCUUCCUUCGACGGCUUAUGUCUCAUCGUUUUGGCGCCAGACUCUGCUCCGGUGGGCGCCUCUCUAGCUGCAUGGUGGGCCUCGUGGCUGCAGCUGGUCCAGUCGUGUGCAUGCAUGAGAGGAGGCCAAACCUCCUCGACUCCAACAGAAAAUGGGCAGUAUACGACCAUGGUUUCUGACUUUUGCAUUGAUUAUGUUGUUGUUGCAGGCUGUAUCUUAGGGGCGUCGUCAAGUUCGCCGUCAGCUUGUCCCACGAAGAGCUUCGUUCAUAUCUUUUCUAACAGGGUUGAAGUAAAAAUUGGUAGCUACUGCAUGCAUGCAUCUUGGAAGCAAAAACUGGGAAUGAUGGAAGCAAAAAUUGAAACGUAA